Messenger RNA from Talaromyces proteolyticus, 1343 nucleotides. Its product is annotated as putative alpha-1,3-mannosyltransferase. Lineage: Eukaryota; Fungi; Ascomycota; Eurotiomycetes; Eurotiales; Trichocomaceae. Gene Ontology annotation, molecular function: dol-P-Man:Man(5)GlcNAc(2)-PP-Dol alpha-1,3-mannosyltransferase activity. Gene Ontology annotation, cellular component: endoplasmic reticulum. Bases 56 to 1240 code for a protein of 394 amino acids. The record is from RefSeq and is a predicted model, not a curated record. The transcript has 3 exons.
CUGAUGACUUAUCAACACCAAGAGCUGGGAUGGCUGCGAAAUAAAGACCGCGGCAAUGAAUAUUUAUACAUUAGUAACGGAUUUAUUAACCAAUCCAAAACAUUCCCUAUGGAUUGCGCCUCUGCUAGUUGCGGCAGACGCCGUUCUUUCUGGGUUGAUCAUCCAGAAAAUACCCUAUACCGAAAUUGACUGGACAACUUAUAUGCAACAAAUUGUCUUAUACCAAUCCGGCGAACGCGAUUAUACGGCGAUCAAAGGCGACACAGGCCCGCUGGUUUAUCCGGCAGCGCACGUCUACAUAUACUCAUUUCUACAUAGAUUAACGGACGGGGGGCAUGAUAUUGCCUUUGGGCAACUCAUAUUUGCUUGCAUCUACUGCGCGACUUUGAUGACUGUCAUGACUUGCUACACGCGACUUCGUGCACCACCGUAUCUACUCCCUCUUCUCGUCCUAUCCAAGCGCCUGCAUAGCAUCUAUCUGCUGCGAUUGUUCAACGAUGGAAUUGCUGCGAUGGCCAUGUGGCUCUCGAUAUUCCUCUUCCAGCGACGGCAAUUCACAGCCGCUGUUACAAUCUGGUCAUUGGGGGUUAGCAUAAAGAUGUCGUUGUUAUUACUCGCUCCAGCAAUUGCGGUUAUAAUCGCACUUUCUGGGGGGAUUGGCCUCGCCAUACCUCUUGCGAUCAAUGCAGUUUCUGUACAGGCGCUUCUUGGAUUGCCUUUCCUUCGGGAGAACGCUGGUGGCUACCUGUCUCGAGCGUUCGAACUAACAAGACAAUUCUUCUUCAAAUGGACCGUCAACUGGAGGUUCGUAGGGGAAGAAACAUUCCUAUCUAGCGCUUUCUCCUUGAACCUUCUAGCCCUACACGCCAUUCUGCUAUUUGUAUUUGUGGCCACCCGAUGGAUUCGCCCAUCCCGCGAGAACCUGGGUUCUUUCACGGUGAAAUUCCUUAAAGGUCGCCUCCCAAGCCCUGUGCUAUCCGAUCGUUUUAUCACAAAGACAAUCCUCACGUCACUAGUGAUCGGCAUGCUCUGUGCGAGAUCACUGCAUUACCAGUUCUUCGCGUACCUUGCCUGGGUCACACCGCUCUUGCUUUGGCAAUCGAGUGUUCACCCAAUCUUGAUAUACAUCAUAUGGGCUGUCCAAGAAUGGGCCUGGAAUGUGUACCCCAGCACCAGUACCAGCUCUAUCGUCGUUGUGCAUUGUCUGGCCGCCCAGGUUGUAACCGCUUGGAUAAAUUAGCGGAGGUUGGAGUAGGAAAUAAUCCCGAAUUGAGCGUAGCGCAAUAGUAUAGAACUUCCAUAUAUGGAAAGACUUUAUUCAUCCUCUUCCUCCGAUGACGGCA